This is a messenger RNA of Hyalella azteca, 2586 nucleotides long. Its product is annotated as homeobox protein homothorax. Gene Ontology annotation, molecular function: DNA-binding transcription activator activity, RNA polymerase II-specific; RNA polymerase II cis-regulatory region sequence-specific DNA binding. Gene Ontology annotation, biological process: positive regulation of cell population proliferation; positive regulation of transcription by RNA polymerase II; animal organ morphogenesis. The record is from RefSeq and is a predicted model, not a curated record. NCBI's taxonomy places the organism in Eukaryota, Metazoa, Arthropoda, Malacostraca, Amphipoda, Hyalellidae.
CAUCCAUACCCGUCCGAGGAUCAGAAGAAACAGUUGGCCCAAGACACGGGAUUAACCAUUCUGCAAGUGAAUAACUGGUUCAUCAAUGCAAGGCGGCGCAUAGUUCAGCCAAUGAUCGAUCAGAGUAAUCGUGCCGUGCCUCACUUCCCGGGUCCUGCGGGCGCGUACUCCCCGGACGCGAGCAUGGGCUACGUCAUGGAUGGCCAGCAACACAUGUUUCGAGCAGCGGACCCGUACACGGACCAUGCUGCCGCUGCCGCCUAUUAUGGUCACCAGGCUGCCGCUGCUUAUAACUAUCCUCACCAUCUAUAGGCGAGGAACUUCCUGGCGCCUGAUGAGCUGGAGCAUCACGGUGCUGAGUGAAAAUUGCGUGCUCCUCCUCGCUCGUGAGCGCAUCAGUGUACAUAGUGAACAGCUAACUUCUAUAGUGCAAGUGAACAUAAAAUCUGAUCUUUUUGUGGGGAUUUUUAUAGUGUAGAGAUCUAGGAAGAACUUGAACUGGAAGUGAAAUUUUAAACAAUCGGUGGUGAUAAAGACACAUUUUUGCAAUUCAUAAGAUACGCGAACAGAAAACUAUUGUACAUAAGAACAAGAGAAACCUGUGUUCAUCAUCCUGCAUUUCUAUUGCAUAAUUCAUCUGUGUAGAACCUGGGACAUCGUGACCCAAAAACUGUACAGUGAUGGAAAGAUUUGUUACGUUUAUGUAAGGUGCAUUAGGUUUUGUUCGAAUGGGGGGACAUUUAGACUCUUCAGUUUUUUACCCAGAUUUAAAUAAAAUGAUGCUUUUUACCAUAUCGUUAUUGAAUAUGAAGUCUUUGAUUACCUGCAUGUGAGAGAACAAUUGAAUUUUAAUAUUUUCAGAGCUGAAUGUCGAUAAUGAAGUGGGCAAUAGGAAAUGAACAUUUUAACGUUAUAUUAUUGUUGACUUGUCUUUAGUGAUGACUAUUGUAAUUGUUGCCUUCGUUUCUUGUUCUUUUCCUCACGACAAUGAUGAAGGGGUGUUUCAUGAACUUUGCUUAUAAACGUAUUCAAAUGACGGAGAAUAGAGCAAAGUUUUAGUAUUCAGUAGGUGCAAGUAAUAAUUACCUGGAACUGGCUUUUCUGUGAUCUUUUUGGAUGAAUACAUAGUAAAUGAUUUCAAACAUGCGCGGUCAUUUCUGCAAGUCUUAAUACCUAUAAAAGAUGAAUUUAGAUUGAGAAAAGUAUGGUCGUUGUUGUUGUUCAUAUCAAGCAAGUUGAAGAAAAUUUUAAUACCAAUGUGAGACCAAACGCUUUUAACUAGGUUUGUAUUUCGUCUUCAUGUAUUCAAAUUAAGGAGACUUAAAUUGAUUUACAAGAAGAUUCUAUUUCACGAGACAUGCCAACUUAGAACGUCGUCAGCGAUUUCAAAUGGUGCUUUUUUCAUAAAGGUUUUCGAUAAAUUUUUGUUACUGACACUGGCAUGUUAUUAUGAUAAUCAUUUCAAAAACUCCAAUGAUUAGGUUUUCCCUCGUGCAUGAUCCAUUACUUUACGAGAGAUGGUACUGCAAUACUAAUCACUCUCUCAAGCCCCUAUUUUCUCAAUAAGACUUAGGAAAUUGAAACCAGGUUUGUGAGCCGUUGUUACAACUUCGCGAGAAGUGUAGUAUUAUAGUGCCCCAUUGGUAAACUGCCCGUGUAAAUACCUGAACCCUUUCCCUCUUCCCUUCCCCUGAGAUACAUCGCAACUCCCUGGCGGUGGGAUUUAAUUCUUUUUGUCGAGUAUUGGCCGCCAUUGUACAUUUGUAUCCUAACUUAAAUCCUGAAACAUACUUUUCCUAAGUAAUAAUGCUAAUGCUAAUAUUAAAAUAAAAAAUAACGCUAAACUUACUCAAGAAGUUAGUUCUUCGAGCAUCCUUCAAUAUUCUGCAAUAUGAAUGAAUGACUCCUUUCAUGUAAUUUUUUUAAUCUCAGUUUCGGAGGAUAGAUUAUCAUUUGGCAUAAUAGCUACAUUGCAUAAGAAAUCAACAUUUAUACAAUUUAGUCCAGCGGAAAACUGUUAGUUUGGUACAUACUUGCCGGUUCCUCGAGACUUCCUAGAUGCCUGCGUAUACGUUUUCCCUCUCGCAGGCGGUGACCAUAAGAACGUUCUCGAUCCACUCGUACUUUCUCCUGUGAUCUUGAGCUGAAAGAAAUCCGUCAAAACUGUAUACGAAAAAUUGAUAAACAAUGAGAGCAAUAAAACUGUAUACUGAUGUGUUUGUACCCUGCUGUUGUUGUGAUGUUCUUGUUACUGGUGGUGAGGAAUCUUCAAUAAAAUCUCCACGCGGGUGCUCAUAAGAUGUCAAAUAAUGUAACAAUUGUAAGACAGUAAAUAAUGUACGCUAUUUUCGAGAAAUUACUGGAAUGUAAAGACAUUAAAUUUACCUAUCAAAAUUAUAAGAUGAAAUUUGGAAUUUCAUCCAUGUUCAUACUAACUCAGCCGUUAUCACGAAAGAUAUCGGCUGCGUUCGAUUUCUCUCCACUAAUUACUUACUCAAUGUUUCGUUGAACAUAAAGCUGAUGCAAUGCAGUGGGCAACAUAUUGUGUAUAUUAGAUUUUUUCAAAAUAAACGUGUUCAAACUAAU